AUUCACUUGCUCCUAAAACUCACUCACUCAGUCACAGUCUCUGCACCUCCAACAGUACAAGACUGCAACACUUCCUAUCAACUCCGUUGUCGUUUCGUGUCCAAACUCCAUUUCUUCUAUGUAAGCCUGCCUACCUAGCUGACUCAAUUUCAACACCACUGAAAUAAUGGGUUGCUUUCACUCCAAAACCGCCCACCUCCACUCCCCCGACGACCCCUCUCCUCUCCCCGAAGCUCAGAAACCCGACCCGGCUGAUGGGGAUCAAGCUGAGGUUGGGGACCAAGUGCCGGCGUUCAAAGAGUACAGUCUGAACGAGCUGCGGAAGGCGACCAAUGGGUUCAGCUCUGAAUUUAUAGUUUCUGAGAGCGGCGAAAAAGCCCCUAAUGUAGUUUACAAAGGGAAGCUUGAAAGCAAUCGCCUUGUUGCUGUAAAACGCUUCUCCAAGCAGUCUUGGCCGGACGCCCAGCAGUUUGUGGCUGAGGCUGCGGGAGUGGGGAAGUUGAGGCACAAGAGAUUAGUGAAUCUGAUUGGUUGCUGUGCCGAGGGAGAUGAACGCCUCUUGGUGGCUCAGUACAUGUCCAAUGAUACUCUUUCCAAGCAUCUCUUCCAUUGGGAUAAGCAGCCAUUGCCAUGGGAAAUGCGUGUUAGAGUUGCAUAUUAUAUUGCACAGGCACUUGAUCAUUGUAAUACAGAAAACCGGAAGAUCUAUCAUGAUUUGAAUGCAUAUAGAGUUCUAUUUGACGAGGAUGGUGACCCUCGCUUGUCUAGUUUUGGCCUCAUGAAAAACAGUCGAGAUGGGAAAAGCUACAGUACUAAUUUAGCUUACACUCCACCUGAGUUUCUACGGACAGGCAGGGUCAUCCCAGAGAGUGUAAUCUACAGUUAUGGAACUGUCCUGUUGGACCUUUUGAGUGGAAAGCAUAUUCCUCCGCUCCAUGCACUCGACUUGAUAAGGGGAAAGAAUGUAUUGUUGUUGAUGGAUUCAUCAUUGGAAGGACAGUAUGAGAAUGAUGAUGCUACCAAAUUGGUUGAACUUGCUUCCAAAUGUCUUCAGUCUGAGGCUAGGGAUAGAGGAGAUAUUAAGUGUCUUCUUACAGCUGUUGCACCACUUCAAAAGCAGAAAGAGGUGGCAUCUCAUGUUUUAAUGGGCCUCCCAAAAAACAAAAAUACAGUUGUGGUGCCAACCAUGCUUUCUCCUCUUGGGAAGGCUUGUGCAAGGAUGGAUCUUACUGCUGUGCAUGAUAUUUUGCUAAAAACUGGUUAUAGAGACGAAGAAGGUGCAGAAAAUGAGCUUUCAUUUCAAGAAUGGACACAGCAAGUCCAAGACAUGUUGAACACAAAGAAAUUUGGAGAUAUUGCAUUUAGAGACAAGGAUUUCAAGAAUGCAAUUGAGUAUUAUUCCAAGUUAAUCGUUAUGAUGUCUGUUCCUUCUGCGACUGUGUUUGCGAGAAGAGCCUUUUCCUACUUGAUGAAUGGCCAAGCAGAACUUGCUUUGAGAGAUGCUAUGCAGGCACAGGUUUGCAUACCAGAGUGGCCAACUGCAUUCUACUUGCAGGCCCUUGCACUCUCAAAGCUCGGAAUGGAGACUGAUGCUCAGGACAUGCUUAAUGACGGAGCAGCCUUUGAAGCGAAGAGACACAGCAUCUGGCGGGGUUAAUCUUAUAAGGAUGGGUUGUGAGCAUAAUUUUUGUGAGCAUGACGAUUGUAUGGCCUAUUCAAAUGCUACCCAGCCAAAAUCUCUUGCACCCAACCAGCAUUAAGAACCGGUUGUGAAACACAGAAUCACAAGUCAGUAAUGUCCCCAUAUAACGAUUUCAUUGUGGUAUACCUUGCAAACGGACAUAUGAGGCACAGAUGAAGUCAGUCUAUGUGAACUCAGAACUCCGAUGCUCGGCGAAUAGAUAGAUUGUUUGAACAUUAUCACAGCUCUCAUUCCAAAAUCAGCAGGAAACAAGUUCAAGCCAAAUAAGCAAAAUGAGGUAUAUAUAUUAACAGGAAGGCGACUGUAGUCUGUAGUUUCAGUUGUACCAAAAGGGAAGGACUUCUGUCUAUUGGAAUUUCUGGGUUGCCAUUAACUGGCUCACAUGAAC
Rosa rugosa (rugosa rose) is the source of this 2090-nucleotide messenger RNA. RefSeq names its product serine/threonine-protein kinase BSK2. The record is from RefSeq and is a predicted model, not a curated record. Bases 167 to 1657 code for a protein of 496 amino acids. Gene Ontology annotation, biological process: brassinosteroid mediated signaling pathway; protein phosphorylation. The transcript has 11 exons. Gene Ontology annotation, molecular function: protein kinase activity; protein binding; ATP binding. Lineage: Eukaryota; Viridiplantae; Streptophyta; Magnoliopsida; Rosales; Rosaceae.